Suillus paluster is the source of this 534-nucleotide messenger RNA. RefSeq lists its product as uncharacterized. Bases 1 to 534 code for a protein of 177 amino acids. The transcript has 3 exons. NCBI's taxonomy places the organism in Eukaryota, Fungi, Basidiomycota, Agaricomycetes, Boletales, Suillaceae. The record is from RefSeq and is a predicted model, not a curated record.
AUGACCUCCUCCAGCACUGAUAAUACAGUGCCCGCGGCGUCCAUUGGUGGUCUUCAGGUUCAAGCGCUGUUGAACGUCAGUGGCACCAGUACUGUCACAUUGACUUCUGCCCUCUAUGAGGUUGUGCAAAAUGCAGUUAUCACUGCUCUUCAAGAAGUGGCCACAGCUUCUACUGGAGCUCCUGCUUUAGCAGGACCCUCCGCUCCUGCGAUACCUGCUACCCUGACCAAUACUGUCCCUACUGCUACUGCAUUUCAGACGACCAAUAUGGUUACUACUCCGGCCAAUACUGCCGCACUUCCAGUGAGGACUCACUGUGGUGUGACGUACCAUGUUCCUCGCCCAGAUGCCUCCAGCCCUUUCUACUGGGUCAACUGUGGCUGUCAUAUUGGCAUUUUCGCGACUUGGCAGGGAGCAUCUACCCAUGUAACCGGAGUGAGCCGCUCAUCCUUUUCCAGAGUUCACUCGGUUGCCGAGGGUAUUAGAUUGAUCACGGAGGCAAUUGACUGCAGGGAGACUGAGAUUAUUCCUUAA